AUGGCCAAAGCGUUUAGCCUCUACACGAGGGGCGUCGCCUCUGGUAGCGCAUUGAAAUCCAUCAGGGGCUCGAAUUUUACUAGUGACGUCGCGAGGCCGCGGUCUUCGUUGCUGCGGCGGCGCCCUGCCUGCCAUUGGCCCUGGACGCCGCUUCUCCGCCGCCGCCGCCGCCGCCGCCGCCAACUCCACCACCACCACCGCUCCGCCUCCGCCGUUGUCCCCGCCGCCGCCGCCGCCGCCGUCGGCGUCGCUGCCGCGGUUGCUUCUCGCCGGUCGCGCGCGCUUGCUUCAGUUUUGUUCGCGGUGCUCUCCGACUACGACCCCCGCAGCGGCCGCCGCUUGAGUCAGCCGACGCACUCCGGACGACGAUGUGGUGACAGGUGGACCCGCAAGAUCUUCUGGACGGGCUACCGCCGGGAGUUGGAAGAAGCUGAUCUGUACAACCCUAUGCUGGAGGACCAAUCCGAGGUCCUGGGCGAUCGUCUUGAAGGGACGUGGCGCGCCGAGGUGGCGCGCGCCAAGACAACCGGCCGCAUGCCCAGCCUGCUGCGCGCCAUCUUCCGCGCCUUCUGGCUGCAGUACCUGCUGUUCGGCGCGGUGCUCGCCGUGCAGUGUCUCGUCAUCAGCGAGGACUCGGAAAUGACCCUGGGGGAGGCUUACGCGACGGCGGGGGGCAUGGUGGCCACCGUGUACUUCCUCAUCUGCUUCCAACACCACUACACCAUGGGCACCGCGCUCAUCGGCAUGCGCGUGCGCGUCGCCUGCUGCUCUCUGCUCUACCGCAAGGUGCUGCGCCUGUCGCGCGCUGCCAUGGACCAGACGGCCACCGGCCAAAUCGUCAACCUGAUGAGCAACGACGUGUCCCGCUUCGACCUGGCCCCGCAGUACCUGCACUGGUUCUGGAUCUCCAUCAUCCAGGUGCCCAUCGUCACCUACUGCUUGUGGCGCUACGUGGGGCCCGCCGCGCUUAUCGGCUUCACCUUCAUUUUCUUCGUUACCAUUCCCGUGCAAGGUCUGCUGGGCCGCGUGACCUCUCGGCUGCGCAAGCGCAUCGCCGUGCGCACUGACGAGCGCAUGCGCCUCAUGAACGAGAUCGUGUCGGGCAUCGCCGUCAUCAAGAUGUACGCCUGGGAGAUCCCCUUCGCCAAGAUGGUGUCGCUGGCUCGCAAGUACGAGAUCGACGUGGUGACGUGCAUGUCGUACGUGCGCGGCUACUACCUCUCGUCGCUGGUGUUCGUGGAGCGCUCCUCGCUCUUCGUCACGCUCAUGUCCUACACUCUGCUCGGCAACACCAUCUCCGCCCACAAGGUGUUCGCCAUGGCGCAGUUCUACAACGUGCUCAACCAGACCAUGGCCUCCUUCUACUCGCUGGCCGUGGCCAACGCCGCCGAGACCUACGUCACCGUCCAGCGACUGCAG
This is a messenger RNA of Gryllus bimaculatus (two-spotted cricket), 1419 nucleotides long. Lineage: Eukaryota; Metazoa; Arthropoda; Insecta; Orthoptera; Gryllidae. The record is from the annotation of a GenBank genome assembly.